This is a messenger RNA of Neolamprologus brichardi, 3046 nucleotides long. The record is from RefSeq and is a predicted model, not a curated record. Lineage: Eukaryota; Metazoa; Chordata; Actinopteri; Cichliformes; Cichlidae.
UUAUCUCUCCCCAAGAUCAAUCCGAACAGUUAUGCAAUAGCGUUCACCUAAUCGAUUAUUUGGGAUGUGUAGUCAUGCGCUUCAACUUUGCCAGCGUUAAAGCAAAUGAGAGAACUACAUCUCCCGGCAGGCUUAGCGGCACAUUGCUUCACUAGUUACACAUUGAAUGUAGUUCGCUGUACUUGGAAAUCCGUUCAUGAUUCAGUUCAUUAAUAAAUAAAUAGUUGAGUGUCAUGGCGGAAUCCGCAGCGUGUCCUGCAUUCCAGCUCGGGAGACCCCGAUACGACCAGGGUUCGUUCUUUGGUCGACUGAGACACUUUGUAGACAUCAUUGACCCGAGCACUCUGUUUGUCUCAGAGAAACGGCUAAAAGAAUGCAUCAAACUCCUCGAUGACUACAAACAUGGCGCACUUCCACCUGGAGUGUCUGACGUUCAGCUGUGGGAAGCACAGAAGAUCAAACAGGCCAUCAUUCAUCCUGACACAGGAGAGAAGAUCUUCAUGCCAUUUCGAAUGUCAGGUUAUGUACCAUUUGGAACACCGAUUGUCAUUGGCCUUCUUCUCCCAAAUCAGACUGUGGUGUCUACCAUUAUAUGGCAGUGGUUGAACCAGAGUCACAAUGCCUGUGUGAACUAUGCGAAUCGUAAUGCGACGAAGUUCACUGGUAAAGCCACAGUGUUGUGGCUGCACAGACUACAGUCACACCAUCUGUGGCUGCAGUCGUUGUUUGUCAGUCUGCACAGAUUCUGCUUAAAAUGCAUUAUAAUUUCUGAGCUGUCUCCCUCUCCCUUUGCAGCUAGUGCAAACAUCUGUAACGUGGGCCUGAUGAGACACAGCGAGCUGUCCGAGGGUGUCGAUGUGCUCGACAACAACGGGAACGUUGUGGGAUCCUCCAGAAUUGCUGCGAGACAUGCAAUCAUGGAAACUGCCUUUACACGUGUGGUCCUCCCAAUGCCAAUCUUUGUCCUGCCCCCCAUCAUUAUGUCCUACCUCGAGAGGCUGCGAUUUCUGCAGAGCAACCGCAGGCUGUUGCUGCCCAUCCACAGCGCUGUGUGCCUGGUUACCUUUGGCCUGUCCUUGCCCGUGGCCAUCAGUCUGUUCCCCCAGAUGUCUCAGAUCGAGGUGUCUUGCCUUGAGCCGGAGAUUGCCAUGGCAACAGAUUGCAAGGUGGUGACCUACAACAAAGGUUUAUGAUGGAUGGUGGUGGAGUGGGAGAGGAGAGCAGAGGGAGCCAGGAGGAAAAUGAGGCUGCUGUGUGAAUAGCUGUCAGGAGUCUCAGCUGUAGGUUCCUCCUGGAACGAUGUGCUGCAUUUUUAUCACAGAAAGACGGCUUUUUAAACUGGUUUCUGCAUUUAUCAAGAUCCCAGCAGUUAUUAAAUCAUAGUUUUCUGAGAGGUUUUUUAUUCUGUCGUCUCCUUUUUAAGAGCUCUUUGUAUAGAAAUGCUGAUUUAUUCUCUGUAAAGUCAGAUUUAGCAUCAGUUCCUUAUUUCAUGCUGUAUAAAUAAGUGUUCCUACAGAUAUGCUGUUCUUUGUUGGUCCGGCCGAGCACAGUUCUUCUCACUGCGUCAUCUCGAACUUUGUCUGUCUGUGACUGUGUAUGCUGUGCAGAGCCAGUUUGUUUCAGCUGUUUGAAACUGCUGCAAAUGAACCAAAACAGCAAAAAUAUUCCUUCACUCUGUUUUGAAUCUUGGGACAAACAUUUGUAAAAUAUAUUGAAAGCAAACACAGUUUGAUUAUAUGAGAGGAAAUCAGCCCAAGGAGAGAUGAACAUGAAUAAGCUUAUGAAUCCAAAAAUCGUUGGACAAACAGCGACGUGUCCAACGACUGCUGUUAAGCACUGGUCUGUGUUCUGCUAUUAAGCUGUAGCCACUUAAUAGCAGUGCACAGACCAGUGUGCACAAUUUCCACAGCCAUUAAUAAAGAAGAGCACACAGGUACCUAACUUCUUUAGUGGUGCAUGCAUAAAGAGCAGCACCAUAAUAAAAGUGAAAAAAGUUAAAGAAAUGUUGCAGGUGAAAGGUUUUCCUGCCUGAGAGGAGGAAUUAGAUUUAUUUCUAAAAAAGGAACCUUAAUUUAAGUUUAGUGAUGUUUAUUCAGCUUGUGCUGUGAUCAGAUUUUAGUUCGAUUUUUAAGAGAUUUGCUGCAGCAAAAUCCUAAUUACAGCCCUAAUAUGGGAAACAGUUCUCACAGUGCCCACACUGAGCCACAUAUAUUUAAAACAUUUAAUAAUUGUUUACUGACAGUAAGGAAGAGGUUUUACUAGUUCCAGAAUAUGGCCAUUCAGAAUAAGUCUUUUAUAUUGGAUAAGACAAAAACCAAUAUAUCAGGAUCAUUAUGAGUCUCUUAAUAUAAAAAUUAUUUAUUUUUCCUUGUACUGGCUACUAUCCAUCUGCAGACUCUGUGGAGGUCGAGGCAAACAUAAAAUAAAACUACAAGUAUUUUUCAUCAGGUCAUUAAAAGAUAAAUCUACUGUAUUGUGUCUGUGACAUGUAGUGAGUGAGAUGAAAACAUCUUUUGAACUGCAGUUUCUUGAUAUGUAUUGUUUGGUUUUAACUAUCAGCUGAUAAUAAUCUGAUUGUGGAGAUGGAAAGGAGUCAGCUGCAUGCAAACUAAGUUGUUCAGUGAGACUCACUCGGACGAGGGAAACUUUCACUAUGAAACAAACGUGAAGCCCCUGUUCAGUAGCUGCACUCUAGAUGUCUUAUUAUAGAUGUUUAUACAAGUUUUAAACUGGCAGUUGAUACAUGCCGGUGAUUUUAACCCACACAGUGUGAAAGAACUCCUAAAACAUGGCGUUACAUUUUCUUGUAUGAAGGUCAUUUUGCUCCAUUACUGACUGUUGUCGAGUUACUGUUUCAUUAUUAAAGAAUCGCUUCUUUUGUACACAAUUUGAAAUAGAACCAUAACAUAUACUACACAACUGACUGUUUUUAAUUCUUUGUGUAAAACUUCCACUGAUACUAUUGCAAAUGUUUGCUAGUCAAACGAUGUAAACCUAUGUAGACUUAUUUUACUAUAUAGCCUGUAAUAAAUACUCUUUUACUGUA